AUGGCUCUUUCACAUCUUUGCGGGGCACAGGUACCACAAGGACCCUCAACAAUUAACACUUUCCUAACAAAGGCUCAACAUGACAUCACCUUAACAGCAGCUGGUACCAGAGUUUUUAUAAAAAACAUAAAAACUGGUGUUACAAUGAGCCAAUUUAAAAAUUCCCUAAAGAAAUAUGGAACCUUGCAAGUUUACUUUUACGAACCUGGAACUAAUGAUGACGGUUGGGCAUGGGUUGGAUUUGAGACUGAAGAAGCUGCACAAAAAGUAGUGGAAGAAUCUGAAAAAGCAAAGGAGUUGGAAGAAGCAAAUAAUGAAAAUAAUGAGAAUGACGAAAAUGAUGAAAAUGAUGAAAAUGACGAAAAUAAUGAAAAGAACCCAAAGGAUGAAGAAAAUGAACGAGACUCAAAUAGUCAAUAUGCUGAAAAUGAUGAUGAAAAUCAACAGGAAGAUGAAGACAGCGACGAUUAUUAA
Plasmodium gonderi is the source of this 474-nucleotide messenger RNA. Its product is annotated as RNA-binding protein. The coding region runs from base 1 to 474 and encodes 157 amino acids. Gene Ontology annotation, molecular function: RNA binding. Lineage: Eukaryota; Apicomplexa; Aconoidasida; Haemosporida; Plasmodiidae. The record is from RefSeq and is a predicted model, not a curated record. The transcript has a single exon.